Molecule: messenger RNA, 261 nt
Organism: Oppiella nova
Lineage: Eukaryota; Metazoa; Arthropoda; Arachnida; Sarcoptiformes; Oppiidae
Source: the annotation of a GenBank genome assembly
UAUAAAUGCCAUACAAUCGAAAGUUUGAUAAAAUUUGUAGCAUUUGUGGCGAUUUUGCUGCGAACUUCAAUUUCGGUGCCAUUACUUGUGGUUCGUGUAAAGCAUUCUUCAGGAGAAAUGCCCACAAAUCUAAUAGAUUUGAUUACUCCUUUAAAGCUCACAAUAUGUCAUUUCGGAGGCAAUUGUGACAUAACUGUAAAGACCAGAAGAAUGUGUCAGUGCUGUCGCCUUAAGAAGUGUUUGGCCAUCGGAAUGACAACU